AUGAGCGUGAUAUUACUUGCGAUUCCAACGAUUCUCAUCGGAUUUUUGAGGUUUUUUCCAUUCUUUUUCAACACUUUCUCAAUCUGAACCCUUUUCCAGCUACUUCCUGUUCACAUGGACAUAUUGGCGUCGACGUGGCAUCCCCGGACCCAUGGGCUUUCCGAUUCUCGGCGUCUUCAUGAAAACGCUGGACAGCCAGAACCCGCCGUACCUGCAGCUGAAAAAAUGGACAAAAGAGUACGGAAGCGUGUACGGAUUCACGGAGGGAACCAUCAAGACACUGGUCAUUUCGGAUCCGGACAUGAUUCAGGAGGUGUUCCUCAAACAGUACGACAACUUUUACGGACGCAAACUGAAUCCGAUCCAGGGAGAUCCGGACAAGGACAAGCGGAUCAAUUUGUUCAACGCGCAGGGAUUCCGAUGGAAAAGAUUGAGAGCGAUAUCGAGUCCCACGUUUUCGAAUAACAGUCUGAGAAAAAUCAACGAGACGGUGGAGGAUUGUGCGAUGGAAUUGUUGAGACACAUUGAGGAGCAGACGGCCGGAGGGCAACAGAUUGACAUGUUGGAGUGAGUUGAGGGUUUGCAUAAGCGUAGUGAGACAAAUAUCUCUUGUUUUCUAGGCCAACACAAUCGUUAUAAGCCUCUGUUUUCCAGAUUCUAUCAAGAGUUCACAAUGGAUGUGAUCGGUCGAAUUGCGAUGGGCCAAAUCGGAUCCCUGCAAUUCAGAAAUCCACUGUUGAAACAUGUCAAAGCGGUACUUACAUUCGUUUCAGUCUUUCAAACUUUAUCAUCAAUCUCAUCUUUAGAUUUUCGGUGAGGACCGCAAACACAUCUUCCUCAUUGGCGGAAUUCUGCCCGCAUUCGCCCAGUUUUUCCGAUUCUUCAUGCUGAAACUGCCGUUUCUCGGCGCCGGACACUUUAUUCACAUCACGGAAACCAUGGUCGCGGCGGUGCAGAAUCGGAUGAAACAGAGAGAAGAGGACGGAAAACGGGGCAUCGAGGCGGGGGAGCCGCAGGAUUUCAUCGAUCUGUUCCUGGAUGCGCGUGCGGAUGAAGUGCAACACUUUGGGGAGGGAAAUGAGGAUUUCAGCAAGAGCAGUAGCUAUGUGAGUACUCAUAUCCGUGUAAAUCUAUGUAAUUGAGUUACAGACGAAUCGUCAAUUGACUACAGAGGAGAUUGUGAGUCAACUAUCAGUUUUCCUCAUCGCUGGCUUCGACACAACCGCCCUUUCGCUCUCUUUUUCCACGUUUUUGUUGGCCACUCAUUCGGAAAUUCAACAAAAAGUGCGAGAAGAAGUGGACAAAGAGUGUCCGGACCCCGAAAUUUCAUUCGAUCAACUGACAAAGCUGAAAUAUUUGGACUGUGUCAUCAAAGAGACCCUCCGGUUGUAUCCACUGGGAACACUGUAAGUUUCACUUUACUUUUUAGUGAAACCAACCUUAUCCGCUUCAGUGCCAACUCGCGGAAGUGCAUGAGAGCCACCCAGCUCGGCGACGUAUCGAUAGAACCGGGAACGAUGAUCCAAGUGGACACGUGGACCGUGCACACGGAUCCGUCGAUCUGGGGCGCGGACGCGGAGUCAUUCCGGCCGGAAAGAUGGGAAGGCGCGGCGGAGCAGCAUAAAAGCGGCGGCUACAUUCCAUUCGGACUGGGACCGCGACAAUGCAUCGGAAUGCGGCUCGCUUAUAUGGAGGAGAAGCUGCUCCUGGCUCAUCUCCUCCGCAAGUACACCUUCCAGCCGGGCGCCCGCACUCGCAUCCCGCUCAAGUUGGUCGGAAGGGCCACCACGCAGCCGGACAGUGUUUGGAUGCAUCUCAAAGCGAGGGAAUAA
Caenorhabditis sp. 36 PRJEB53466 is the source of this 1832-nucleotide messenger RNA. NCBI's taxonomy places the organism in Eukaryota, Metazoa, Nematoda, Chromadorea, Rhabditida, Rhabditidae. The record is from the annotation of a GenBank genome assembly.